CAAUCCGCGAUUCGUGAAUCGUGAUUCGUUGCUCGUUGGCCACGCCGCCUCGGAAAUGGUGUGAACGGUGAAAACGACGACGACGACCGCGGCGUAUUCUACAUUUCUACUUCUACAGUACAAGUAGACACUGUCUCGAGGUCUAGACAUUAGACAGACGGUACUUUUACCUUCUACGUAGCCAUUUGAUUCCUUUACAUCGUAUUAGGUUAUUACUUAUUCGCCAUUUUGCCGUUUGUAAUCGUUGCCUUGUUGGUCGGCGCAAAAAAAAAUUAAGUACAAAAAUCGAAUUUCUUGCAUACGUACGUGUACCGUUGUUAAACGAUGUUUCUACGGGUCUUACGUGACUUGUGUCGACAAGCGACCGCCGUUCCGUGCGGACAAAAUGUAAACCGUUUGAUACACGUAGCAGUGCCAUUGGAAAAAAACAGGGACCGUCGGAGUUUCUUGGCCUCGGUUCCUCGUAAGGACGAAGGAACCGAAGGCGAGAAAUUCGUCUUUAUCGAUUCCUCAAUCACCAAGAAAGAAGAUAUGUUUCCUGACAUAAAUACGCCCAAUAUGCUUUUUGGUGGAGUUAAAUUCUCAGAUGUACCUAUUUGUCAUAUUAAAUCAUCCAGGAACAAUACAAUACUUCAUGUCACUAAGGUUAAUGGUGAAAGGAUAAUAAUCAGGUCUUGUGGUAUGGAAGGAUUCAAAAAUACUAGAAAAGGAACUAAUAUUGCUGCCCAAGCUACAGCAAUUGGUUUGGCUACAAGAGCACUAGAUUUUGGAAUUCAUACAGUUCGUGUUACAAUUCGAGGUUUAGGACCUGGGAGAAUGUCCUCAAUAAAAGGUCUUACUAUGGGUGGUCUUAAAAUUAUAUCUGUCACUGAUGAUACUCCAAUAUCAUGGAAUCCAUUAAGAUCAAGAAAACAACGAAAAUUAUAGUUAUACCAUGUUCCAAGUUGAAGUAAGUCUGUAAUUAAUUAAUCAUUUUUUGUAAUUGUAAAAAUGUAAAAAGUUAAUAAAUAUUACACAUUUUAAAAUUA
Messenger RNA from Diuraphis noxia (Russian wheat aphid), 1028 nucleotides. It is a transcript of the gene mRpS11, whose product is annotated as mitochondrial ribosomal protein S11. Gene Ontology annotation, biological process: translation. Gene Ontology annotation, cellular component: ribosome. The record is from RefSeq and is a predicted model, not a curated record. Gene Ontology annotation, molecular function: structural constituent of ribosome. Lineage: Eukaryota; Metazoa; Arthropoda; Insecta; Hemiptera; Aphididae.